AUGGAAUUUUGCUUCAACCUUAAAGAAUAUUUGGUACAUCCUGUGAAUAAAGAGCUCCUUUGGAUCAAAUGGAUACACGACAACUAUUUGAAAAACAGAGAUGUCUUGACUGUCAAUGCAAUAGCUAGUAAUUCUUGGCUUUGGAAGCAAAUGUUAAAAAUCAGAGAUAAAGCCAUGACAUUAAUUGGUGGAAUUGAUAACCUGGAGCAUAUUAUUGGCUCUUGCUACAAAAAUUCAAAAGUUAAAACCUCAGCCUUGUAUGUAGCUCUAUCUCCGGCUUCUCUCAAAGUUCCAUGGUUUAAUACUAUAUGGGAGAGAAUGAAUUAUCCUAAGAAUUCUAUUAUAAGCUGGCUUGCAGUUCAAAACAGGUUGCUCACGCAAGACAUGCUGUUAAGAAUGGGGACUGUGUUCACUAAUUCAUGUUGUUUAUGCAGUGGUGCAGCUUCAGAGAGCUGUGAUCAUCUCUUCUUUGAAUUUGAAUUCUCUAAAAUUGUCUGGAACAAGAUUAUGAAGUGGAUCCAAUUCAGAUGGCUUUCUUGUGUUUGGAACUGUCUCUUGGAGUGGUAUAUUACCAGUUUGAGAGGCAAGAGAUUUAAACAAAGGAUUAAGAGGAUGGCUUUUAAUGCUUCAUUAUACAGGAUAUGGAAUGAAAGAAAUGCGAGGAUAUUUUUGCAAAAAUCCAAGGGGGCUGAUUAG
Molecule: messenger RNA, 696 nt
Organism: Asparagus officinalis (garden asparagus)
Lineage: Eukaryota; Viridiplantae; Streptophyta; Magnoliopsida; Asparagales; Asparagaceae
Exons: 1
Coding region: 1-696 (231 amino acids)
Source: RefSeq, a predicted model, not a curated record